Molecule: messenger RNA, 1878 nt
Organism: Salarias fasciatus (jewelled blenny)
Lineage: Eukaryota; Metazoa; Chordata; Actinopteri; Blenniiformes; Blenniidae
Gene: cyp4f3
Product: cytochrome P450, family 4, subfamily F, polypeptide 3
Exons: 13
Coding region: 15-1619 (534 amino acids)
Molecular function (GO): heme binding; oxidoreductase activity, acting on paired donors, with incorporation or reduction of molecular oxygen; monooxygenase activity
Source: RefSeq, a predicted model, not a curated record
CUGAGUUGAACAGGAUGGCUCUGCCGGCUCUGCUGGCCCUGCUGGCUCUGCUGCCAUGCUGCCCGGGCCCCUGGGGGGCCCUGGGCCUGCUGGGGGCCGCUGUGGGAGCGCUGGCCGCAGCCUGGACCGUGAGGCUGCUGCUGCGUCACGCCUGGUUCACACACAGGCUGUCCUGCUUCAGCACGCCGCCGACACACUCCUGGCUCCUGGGACACAUGGGACAGAUGCAGAGCAGCGAGGAAGGCCUCCAGCAGGUGGACCGACUGGUGCAGACCUACACACACUCCUGCAGCUGGUUCCUGGGGCCGUUCUACCACCUGGUGCGAGUCUUCCACCCGGACUACGUCAAGCCUCUGCUCAUGGCGCCCGCCAGCAUCACGGUGAAGGACGAGCUCAUCUACGGUCACCUGCGUCCGUGGCUCGGACAUAGUCUGCUGACCAGCAGCGGAGAGGACUGGUCUCGUAAGCGGCGCCUGCUCACUCCCGCCUUUCACUUCGACAUCCUGAAGAACUACGUGUCCACGUUUAACUCCUCCGCUAGGACCAUGCACGAGAAGUGGCGCCGCCUGGUGGCAGCAGGUCAGACCAACCUGGACAUGUUCGACCACGUGACCCUCAUGACCCUGGACACACUACUGAAGUGUGCCUUCAGCUACCACAGCAACUGCCAGGAGUCCUCCAGUGAGUACGUGUCGGCCAUCGUGGAGCUCAGCGAUCUGAUCAUAGACCGCCGGCUGAGGAUUCUGCACCACUGGGACUGGAUUUACUACAAAACUCAGCAGGGGAAGCGUUUCAAACGAGCCCUGAGUGUGGUACACAGGUUCACAAGAGAUGUGAUUCGGAAGCGCCGCGCUCUCAUUAACCAGCAAACCGGAAAACAACCCAGGCUCGGCACAACACCACAGAAGAAGAAAGACUUUGUGGACAUCAUUCUGCUGUCAACGGAUGAGGAAGGAAACGGCCUGUCAGAGCAGGAGAUGGAGGCCGAGGCCAACACCUUCAUGUUUGCAGGUCACGACACCACGGCCAGCGCCGUCUGCUGGACGCUGUACAACCUCGCCCGCCACGCCCACUAUCAGGACAGGUGCAGGCAGGAGGUGAAGGAGCUGCUGCGGGGACGAGACGGAGACGACGUCCAGUGGGAGGACCUGUCCAACCUGCCCUUCACCACCAUGUGCAUCCGAGAGAGCCUGAGGCUCCACUGUCCCGUGCAGGCGGUGACCAGGAGGUACACCCAGGAUGUGACUCUGCCGGGGAGCCGGACCGUCCCGCAGGGUGUAAUUUGUCUGGUCAGUAUCUACGGGACUCAUCACAACCCCACGGUGUGGACGAACCCUAAUGAGUUCGACCCUCAGCGCUUCGACCCCGCCAACCUGCAGGGCCGCUCGCCCCACGCCUUCAUCCCCUUCUCCUCGGGGCCCAGGAACUGCAUCGGGCAGAAAUUCGCCCUGGCCGAGCUCCGGGUCGUCGUGGCCUCCACUCUGCUGAGGUUUCGCCUCACCCCAGGGCGAGACCCCGACCGUGGAGAGGGCGGCCCUGGGGAGGUUCGCCGUCUCCCCCAGCUUGUGAUGAGUGCCGAGGGGGGCCUGUGGCUGCAACUGGAGGCUCUGGAAGAAUGAGAAAACACAGAAGCUCUGCAGUUUUUAACCUUCAUUCUUCACAGAGAGUGAUCUUCUGCUCACUCUGUGUGAGAAUCUGUAAACACAUUACAUCAUGUAGUGAUGUAUGUGCAUCAUCUGUUUUUAUCCAAGAUGUCAUAUCGAUAUGGCCCACCCUUCUUCACUUAAACUGCAUGUUAAACACUCUAUUGUUUGCAUUUUUUUUGUUUUUUUGCUUUUAGAUUGCUGUAAUAUUUCCUGUCUUGCAAUGUGUUCAUAA